GAUCUACUUUGAUUUCAAGCGUGACACACUCUUGUUUGGCAACUUCACCAUGAAACAACACAUGGAUACUAUCUCCUUGGCCACCUUCAAGCUGCGUGUAACCGGGGACGGAGCUUUGGUCAAGAACCUGGCUAUCAAACUGGAGUUGAUGAACUAUUUGGGAUGGCAGCUCAGCAAGGACAAGAAGCAUCUCAUUCGCGAGGGUGAUGAUCCUAAAGAUGCCGAGUGCAUUCUCCUUCCCAACUUCAAGUUCCUUGAACAUCUAAGCAUCGUCGGUAGGGCUGACAAACAAAUGCAGAAGAAGCAUUUGGGAAUUCUGAAGAAAGCUGCUUCUCAGGUUCCAGGCUUUCAAAUGCCAGUGGUUGAUUACGUCGGCGGGAUUGUUGAAGAGCUCAAGGACAACGAUGAUGAUUCUAACCAAGAGUCCAAUGGAAAGCCCGACGAGAAGCCCGACGAGUCUGGCAAUUCUGACAAUUCUGACAAUUCUGGACAUGCUGGUGGUGGUGCGCACAGUAACACCGGUGGCAGUAAUGGAAAUGAAAACGGGGACUUUGAAGGCAAUGACGAGCAAGGUAACGAGGGACACCAAGGGGACAAUACCAACGAGGAAUCCGAGAAUGACAAGGAUACCCAAGAAUAUCAGGCCGCUAUCCAGCGUUCCAUCAACCAAGGACUCAUGGGUGUAAUUGAGGCUAUAAUCAAGGAAGAGGAGAGCAAUGAGGACGAUGUCGAGUAGGUUGUUACUGUUUUGAGGGUCAAGAUGUCUGCGGGGCAGUUGCUAAGCUGUCUGCUAUACCAGCCUGUUAGAGUUCGAUUUGUAGGAUAUUCUGGACCGUCUGAAGCUGCGCAAUUAGGAGUCAAGUGUACUACUUGACACAGGAAGUUGGUCAGCUAGUUAGUAC
Amorphotheca resinae ATCC 22711 is the source of this 902-nucleotide messenger RNA. RefSeq lists its product as hypothetical. The record is from RefSeq and is a predicted model, not a curated record. Bases 50 to 736 code for a protein of 228 amino acids. NCBI's taxonomy places the organism in Eukaryota, Fungi, Ascomycota, Leotiomycetes, Helotiales, Amorphothecaceae. The transcript has 2 exons.